AUGCUACAUGGCAACGAUGGGCAGCACGGUGGAAACGAUGAACAUCGAUACACCGGAGCUGCUCCUCAGAGAGAAGAAAGCUCAGAAACCCCGAGAAAACUUAGAAACAAUUUAACUUACAGAGGGAUCCGAGAUAUGUGUAAAGCUGGGGAGAAACAGAUUGCUAUCCGAGACGAAGUGGAGAAGCUUUUGAAAGCUGGAUUCAUCAGGAAAGUAGAUUAUCCGGAGUGGCUGGCUAAUGUGGUUUUGAUCAAGAAGUCCAACGAUCAACUGGGCAAGAACGUCGAGGUUUAUGUAGAUGACAUAGUCGUGAAAUCCAAGGGGAUCGAGGAUCACGCAGAGGAUCUGGCAGAAACUUUUGAAAAGCUGAAGGGUUUUAACCUCAAGCUGAACCCGGAAAAGUGUGUUUUUGCAGUCCGCUCUGGGAAAUUUCUAGGGCACCUCAUCUCGGAGAAAGGCAUCGAGGCGAACCCGGAGAAAAUCGAGGCAGUAAUGAAUAUGAAAGCCCCGAGCUCGGUAAAAGAAGUGCAAAAGUUGAACGGAAGAGUCACGGCGUUGGGAAGCAAACCCCCAGUGCUAGGUAGACCUGAGCCAGGGGAAAUCUUAUAUUUGUAUCUCUCGGUGAAUGACGAGACAGCAGCGGCGGUCCUGGUGAAGGAAGAUAAGGUGGCGGCGGAAAAGCUAAGGAGAUAUUUCGAGGCUCACAUCAUUGUAGUACGUACGAACCAACCUCUGAGAAAGGCGUUGCAGAGGCCAGAAAUGUCAGGACGGCUAGUCAGCUGGUCGGUCCAGCUGGGAGGAUACGACAUCCGGUAUGAACCGAGACCGGCUCUAAAAGCACAAGUAUUGGCAGAUUUCAUAGCCGAGACCACAGCAAGCGACCAGCCUGAGGAGCCUGACGAACAACUUCUACAGUGGGUCUUAGAAGUCGAUGGGGCAUCAAAUCUGGAAGGAUCGGGGGCAGGCGUAGUCUUGAAAGGCCCUCACGGAGUUAUACUCCGAAGCUCGGUGAAAUUCGAUUUCCCGGCAUCCAAUAAUGCCGCGGAGUAUGAGGCUCUGUUGAUCGGAUUAAGAAUGGAGCUCGGAGGAAAAUGGGUGAUAGAGCAAGUUCCUCGUUUGGAAAAUCAAGAGGCAGAUGUACUAGCCAAAGCAGCAACAGUGAACGAAAAGAUACCGGGGGUCCAUUUCUCUGUUCAAAAACAUUCCAGCAUCGACAACCACGAAACCAUUUUCCUAACUCAGCCUUUGGAAAAUUGGAUACAAGGCAUAGCCCACUAUCUGAUGGACGGAACUCUGCCAGAAAACAGAGAUAAAGCAUACAAAAUCUUGCGACAAGCCCCGUACUACGCGUUCCUCGACGGAAUCUUAUACAGGAAGUCAUUCACCCACCCGUGGUCGAGAUGCCUGACAGCAGAGGAAGGGGAAUAUGUUUUGAGGGAAAUACAUGAAGGGAUUUGUGGAGCACAUAUAGCUCCUCGCAUGUUGGCAAAGAAAGCAGUGUUGCAGGGAUACUACUGGCCCCUAAUGGUCAGACAGGCAGAGGAGAUAGUAAAGAAGUGUGAAAACUGUCAGAGGCAUCAGAACAUCCGACACGCUCCCACCACAGAGCAGUGUCCUAUUACCAUGGCAGUAGAUCACUUCACAAAGUGGAUCGAGGUAGAGGCAGUGAGCACCAUCACAGAAGCUCGGAUCAGGGAUUUCUUCUGGAGGCAAAUUGUGUGUCGUUUCGGUAUACCCAGAGCAUUGGUAACUGAUAACGGAAAGCAGUUCAACUACCGAGCAUUUAAGGAAUUUUGCAAUGACUUGCACAUUGACCUGCGUUUCACUUCGGUAGUUCACCCGCAAAGCAAUGGGAUGACCGAAGUAACCAACCGGACAAUCCUAAAAGGGCUUAAGGCCAGGCUAGGGGAGUUCGAUAGACAGUGGCUGGAAGAGCUACCAAUGGUCAUAUGGGCUUACCGAACCACCCCAAGGGCAGGCACAGGAGACACCCCGUUUUCUUUGACAUAUGGGUGUGAGGCAAUGAUACCUGUAGAAAUCGGGAUGCCAACGCUAAGGGUCCAGUUCUUCGAUGAGGCUAAGAACGAGGAAGAACAGAAACUAUGCCUAGACCUGUUGGAAGAGCGAAGAGAGCAGUCAAAAUCGUCAAAAAUAAAAAACAAAGCAAAAUUCAUUCAAAGAAAACAACAUGGAUAUAACAAGAAAACAUAG
Molecule: messenger RNA, 2211 nt
Organism: Mercurialis annua (annual mercury)
Lineage: Eukaryota; Viridiplantae; Streptophyta; Magnoliopsida; Malpighiales; Euphorbiaceae
Exons: 8
Coding region: 1-2211 (736 amino acids)
Biological process (GO): DNA integration
Molecular function (GO): nucleic acid binding
Source: RefSeq, a predicted model, not a curated record